Molecule: messenger RNA, 321 nt
Organism: Penaeus vannamei (Pacific white shrimp)
Lineage: Eukaryota; Metazoa; Arthropoda; Malacostraca; Decapoda; Penaeidae
Source: RefSeq, a predicted model, not a curated record
AUGGAUGUAGAAGAAAUAAGAAUGUUCAGGUGGAUGUGUGAGGUAACAAGAGAGGAUAGGAUUAUAAAUGAGUACAUAAGAGAGUCGACAAAGGUGGUACAAAUAUCAAAGAAAAUACAGGAAGGGAGACGAAGGGACGAAGACCGUGUUGGGAAACAUACAAUGGAGAUGGGAGUUCAAGGUAGAAGGAAGAGGGGAAGACCAAGAACGAUAUGGCGAGAUUGUGUAAUGGAAAAUCUGCAAAUGAAAGGAAUCACAGAAGAGGUAGCACAUGAUAGAAAUCAGUGGAGGCGGCUCAUCCAAAACGGCAACCCCAUAUAG